AUGGAAGAAUGGAAACGAUUGAAUGAUUUGAUUCAAGUAUGUUAUUCCAUGCCUCAAAAAACAAGUAUUGUUUAUAUGCAGUAUCAACAUCCCUAUCAUCUGACUUUAUCCAUUUUGAUUGAUACUCAAUUGUAUCAAUUGGUUUAUUCUGAUUCCUCUGUUUUAUCUUUAUAUAGUCAUCUUUCAUGGAUCACCAAUACAAAGUCAUUUAUUGAUUGGUUUUAUGAUCAUUUUAUUCAUGGUGACAUUUGUACCACUCUUGUUGAAGAAAAUAAAUGCAGGUUUUCUAUAGGUGAACCUCCUUCUUUACUCACAUUAGUAUGUCCUUUGGUUCAAUCUCAACUACAAACCAAUCAAUUUAUCCAAUCUCUCAUCAUCAAGCUUGCUCAUCAUGUACAAAUACAACAUGAAUGCCAACUUUUUAAUGCACAGCCCAUGCAUCAUCAGCAACCACAACAAAAAAUUCAUGCAGAACAACAUCAUGCUUUAAGCCCCGCUACCAUGGCAACUGCCACCCCUUCUAUGCUUGGUGAACAAUGGCACGACAAACCAUCAUCAUCAUUAUCUCCACCACAACCAAGUUACCCAUCAACACAUGUUAAACAUAAAGCCACUAGUUUACUAAAUCCUAGUGUCAAAAGACAAAGGUAA
Molecule: messenger RNA, 651 nt
Organism: Halteromyces radiatus
Lineage: Eukaryota; Fungi; Mucoromycota; Mucoromycetes; Mucorales; Cunninghamellaceae
Exons: 4
Coding region: 1-651 (216 amino acids)
Source: RefSeq, a predicted model, not a curated record